This is a messenger RNA of Hyaloperonospora brassicae, 1176 nucleotides long. The record is from the annotation of a GenBank genome assembly. Lineage: Eukaryota; Oomycota; Peronosporomycetes; Peronosporales; Peronosporaceae.
AUGGGCAUCAAAGGCCUCAUGAAGCUGCUGCAAGAGGAAGCGCCGUCCUGCAUCAAAGAGGUCGAAAAGAUGUCGGCACUCGCCGGGCACACCGUGGCCAUUGAUGCGAGUAUGGCGCUGUACCAAUUCCUCAUCGCUAUUCGGUCCGCCGAUGGCAGCGGAGGCGCGUCGCAAACGCUGACCAACGCAGAGGGAGAAGUGACGUCUCACUUGCAAGGAAUGUUCAGUCGCACGAUCCGCAUGAUGGAGAACGGACUCAAGCCCCUGUACGUGUUUGACGGCAAACCGCCCGUCAUGAAAAGCGGCGAGUUGGCGAAGCGGAGCGACCGUCGUAUCGAAGCGCAAAAAGCGCUGGAAGAAGCGACGGAAAAGGGCAUUGCCGAGGACAUUGACCGCUUCAACAAGCGGUUGGUGCGUGCGACACCCCAACAUAACGACGACUGCAAGGAGCUGCUUCGACUCAUGGGGGUGCCACACAUUACCGCGCCGUGUGAAGCCGAAGCUUCGUGUGCUGCGUUGGCGAAAGGUGGACGCGUCUAUGCAGCUGGGACAGAGGACAUGGAUGCGUUGACGUUUGGCGUACCUGUGCUGUACCGUCGCCUAACAGUGUCGCCGGCCAAGAAGGUGCCGAUCUUGGAGAUUCGGCUCGAACGGGCAUUGCACGAGAUGGGACUGAGCCACGACCAGUUUGUCGACUUGUGUAUCUUGUGUGGCUGUGACUAUUGUGACUCGAUUCGUGGCGUCGGGCCCAAGAAAGCAUACGCAGGGAUCAAGGAACACAAGAGCAUCGAGAACUUCAUUGAAGCACUGCAGAAGACCAAGAGCAAAGGUGUUGUCAUUCCGGAUGAGUGGCUGGGUGAGAACCCUAUUUACAAGAAUGCGCGCGAGAUGUUUAUUCAGCCAGAGGUCGUGAAUGCUGAGGAGGCAGAGAUCAAAUGGCGUGAUCCACAAGAGACAGAGCUGCUCGACUUCCUGGUCAAGAAACACGGAUUUCAAGAAGACCGCGUGCUAUCCGCUAUCACGCGACUGAAAAAAUCGAAGAGCACGCAGUCCCAGAAACGGCUUGACAGUUUCUUUACGGUGCUACCGAGCGCUGGAAAACCCGCGAAGAAGCGUCCGGCACCUGUGGUAGCGAAAACGGGCAGAAAAGCUCCCGUGAAGAGAGGCAAGCAAUAA